This is a messenger RNA of Penicillium vulpinum, 1197 nucleotides long. RefSeq lists its product as uncharacterized. NCBI's taxonomy places the organism in Eukaryota, Fungi, Ascomycota, Eurotiomycetes, Eurotiales, Aspergillaceae. The transcript is spliced from 2 exons. The record is from RefSeq and is a predicted model, not a curated record. The coding region runs from base 1 to 1197 and encodes 398 amino acids.
AUGGUGGGAAACACCACAUUUCCUCCUGCUAUUACUGCAGGUGAGGAUGCCAUAGUCAGCGAUUUGUUGUCCCGAGUCUUAUCCGGCGGCAAAAUCUGCAAGGCAACGGAACUUGCUACAUGCCUUCCUCGGUGGUUUAGCCAUGUCAAAGAGAAUAAGCCAACUUCUCCGGAUAUCCCAGAGCUACUAGCUCGUCUGCUAUUUCCGUUUGGUACACCUGCUAUCCUGGAACACAUUGAGAGGCUCAAAAUCCCCAAUUCUUUGACCGAUAGACAGAGCUGGAUGGUAAAACUCCGGGUCCUCAUGGAUAACAAAGCACAUGAAAGGCUGUUGCAAAAGUUGGAAUCUUUGCCAGAUCAACAGGUAUUAUUCACAGCUCUCUGUGAGCAAGACAAAGAUGGUAUGGAUGAAUAUCUUGUCGUUGACUCCAAGCGAACCCUACAAUUUGACUAUGACAUGCGGGAUGUGAUGACUCGGGGCGACAAAGAAGCAAUGAGAAAGCAUACAGACGUCUUUUACAUGACCGGCUCCGUUGCCUGGACCGUUCGAUCUCCUUACUGGAAUGUCGCCUUGGCCACCGACGAUGAAGGUAAUCGAUUGCUCUCAGAUGAUGUUUUGGAUAAUGUCCUCCCCAAGUGGAGACAAAUUCUCACCGGGGAGACUAUUCCGACCCCGAAAUACGGUGUUGUUGAUUCUUUUCGCGCGUGGCUGGCUAGUGAGGAGAAAAAGGCUAGUGAUCUCGGCAAAGAUUGGCCAACCACCCCCGUCAAAACUGCUUCUUCGGCCAAGAAGUUCAAAUUCGUAACCCCGGAGCCCUAUUCUCGCCUUCGCCCAAUGAAUAUGAGCCGUCUCUCUCCAUUUGAAUCAACCCCCAAUGUCACCGACAGUGAGCAAACUGGAUUACUCCGAGAGAUACUCGCAGAAGUUAAAGAAUUGAAGAACAUAAUCAGCCAAACUCUCGAAAGCAAGCAAGAGCUCAAGAGUACAGAAGGCCCAAUGCAUGGAACUUGGCCACAGAGUUACCCUUCCAUUCCUCAAGGAAUACAACCAACCUAUUUCGCGCCACAACAGGAUCAAUUCAUCAGUGCUCAAUAUGAUCCCUCUCUAUUUGAGCCGGAUUUGCAACCCUGGGACUCACAGUACCAAGACUGGACUACCAUGCUAGGCCCCGGGACUGGUUCGGCUCAUCGUCUCUAA